CAGUCUUUAGAGCACGAUUUAUUCGUCGAGCAUGCUUUGUACAAGCAACCGACUGAUAGCCUAUAGGAAGAACGUGGGUUUCCGGCUGAACGGCGUGGGCUGUUUGAUAGAGUGUAGGAUUGCCAGAAGUCGAAAGCCAGUGAUCGCUACAACUCUUCGACCGGAAGCUUUCAACGUUCACGUCUUCGCAGUUUCCGCGGCAUCCGUUUUACUUUAAGGGAUCAAAUUGCAGAGCGUUUUCUUCGGCGAGAUUCUUCAGCGAUGACGAGACUCGGUUCGACUCCGGCUGAAAUCUUCUCGAUGCCCUCUGGGCGUUUCAUGCGUGACCAGCGCAUCGUUCCUCUGACCUAGUGGCCUAGCUUCGCAGCGAGCGGCAGCGAACACGGGCAGCCUCUCCGUGCCAGGAGCUCGAACCUCCUCCGCGGUUCGCGCGCGCGGCGCGCACGCGCCCUGGGUCGGUUGCGCCGGGGUCCCACGUGACCGGGCCACGUCACGGACGGCACUGCAGCGUCCCCUCGCUCGGGCUUCACUCCAUUCGUCGGUUCGCCUCAAAUUUUUUGGAGCCUGGCCAAAAUGGCGACGGCGAUGGCAGCAGGCGCCACCGCCGUCGUCGUCGGCCGUGCGUUGAGCAUCGUCGUCGUGGCUGACUUGCCGUGGUUGUCCCGCCGCUGCGCUCCGAGGAAACCCCGCCGGCUCGGCCGUUGCCGCAGCUGCUGAGGGGAGUUUCGCUCAGCCGCAUCGGGUGCAGUGCAGAGCUCCGAAGGAGGCGCAGGAGCAAAGGCGCCCCGUGCUGUUGCCGCAGCAGCAGACACACACACACACGCGCGCGCGCAGGGGACAGCAGAGCGCUCGGCGCAAGUGCGAAGCAGUGAGGGAGUGAGCGCCCCCGGGAUAUAGCGGCGGAGGGGGGCGGCAGUGGUGGAGAUCGCGGCAGCAGCAGCAGCAGCACCAACGGCGGCGCGAGAGCCGUUCGGCUUCUCGCCUUCGACGUCGUGAGCGGUGAAUCCGCGCGCGCACGCGCGCGUUUUCUUGGAGUAUCGUCGUCGCCGUAUAUGUUGGUGGCCGCGUCGUGCUUUGAAGGCCCGAGGGCGCCGCGGCGGUCGUCCGUUGCUCAUCGGCGUGAGAUCGGCGCCAGCGACUACGACGGCGGUCGGCCAACGGCGCGUGUGUGAAGCCCAGCAGGCGACGACCCGGUGCUGUGUCCGCCGCACUGCGUGGGCCGCCCCCAUCGGCGGCGGCGACGACCACGACACCCGGGCCACCACGGUCACUACUGUGUGCUCCCCCAAGGCUGGAUUAUGCGGGGCUGACGGCGCUCUCCCAUGCCUCCACAGUGUGAAGUAUCGGGAGCGCCCUUUCUGCGGGCGACGUGGCGCCGCAGCUAGCGGCCGUCGGCGGCGAUGCGUCGGCACCGGAGCCCCUACCCGGGGUCCCGGCUGAGCGCGCUGCGCGGGGACCCCGGCCCAGGUGGUCCGCGGCGCGGGGACGACGACGACGGGCCCAGCCCGCCGCUCUGCUGCAGAGACCGCUCCAAGUCACGCUCAAAGUCACGCUCCAAGUCCCGCUCCAAGUCCCGCUCACCGGAGUCCCAGCAGCAGCGGCCUUCGUCGUCGGCCAGUGCCCGUGGCGUGCUGAGCCUGGACCAGGAGGUUGGCUUGAGCGACGCCCUGCUCCUCGAGCCGCCCACCGAAGAGGCCUUCAUCGCCAACCUGCACCAGCGAUUCAAGAGGGACCUCAUAUACACCUACAUCGGCACCGUGGUAGUCUCUGUGAACCCGUACAAGAAGCUGGCCCUCUACUGCCCGGACGUGAUUCAGGCCUACGAGAAGUGCAGCAUGUUCGAGCUGCCCCCGCACAUCUAUGCACUAGCGGAUAACGCAUACACGUCCUUGAAAGAUCGGAAUCAAGACCAGUGCGUCAUCAUCACCGGAGAGAGCGGCGGAGGAAAAACAGAGGCAAGCAAACUGGUCAUGCAGUACGUGGCGGCCGUGUCUGGCAGGGACGAAGAGGUGGGCGCCAUCAAAGAGCACAUCUUGAGAAGCACGCCCGUCCUCGAAGCCUUCGGGAAUGCCAAGACACAUCGGAACGACAACUCCUCAAGAUUUGGCAAAUACAUGGAUAUAGAAUUCGACUUCAAAGGGGAUCCGGUCGGCGGAGUGAUUACAAAUUAUCUGCUGGAAAAGUCUAGGGUAAUCAGCCACACUCAGGGAGAGCGCAACUUCCAUUUUUUCUAUCAGUUGUUGAGCGGAGCUGAAGUUCACCUCUUGAAAAGUCUAAAGCUGCAAAGGAACACCGAAAACUAUUCCAUUCUCAAGCACAGCAGAUGUUCCCAAUUGGAAAGCAUGGACGACAGGAGUUAUUUUGCGUUGACCAAGAGGUCGAUGGAGGCGCUGGGGAUGAGCCCGUCUGAAGUGCACGCCGUGUUCCAAGUGGUUGCCGUCGUGCUCAAGUUGGGAAACGUAGAGUUUCAACCGCGGGCGAACAUCGACGACACGGAAGGCUGCGCCCUCCUCAACGAGUACGAGUUGUACGAAAUUUGCGAGUUGCUCCGGGUGGACUUUGCAUUCCUCCAUUCUGCCUUGACCCAGAAGAUGGUGGAGACGAGACACGACGUGGCCGUCACCGACCUCUCAGCCAAUGAAGCCACAUAUUCCAAGAAUGCCUUAUGCAAAGCUUUGUACAGCCGCCUAUUCACGUGGUUAGUAAGCCGAAUAAAUGAUAGCAUACGGGCGAAGCGCCUAGGAAAAAGAAAAUGUCUCGGAAUCCUGGACAUUUAUGGAUUUGAAGUUCUAGAGAAAAACUGUUUUGAACAGUUUGUUAUAAAUUAUUGCAACGAGAAGCUUGAGCAACUCUUCAUAGUACUUACGCUCAAACAAGAACAGGAGGAGUACGUGCGUGAGGGUAUUCAAUGGGAGCACAUAGACUACUUUAAUAAUGCAAUAAUUUGUGACCUCAUUGAAAAGAAUAACCACGGCAUCCUGGCGAUGCUGGAUGAAGAGUGCCUUCGGCCGGGGCCCGCCACUGACGAGAGCUUUCUGUACAAGCUGACCAAGGUGUGCCAGGACAGCCCCUACUUCGAGAGCAAGGGAUGCAAAAACCUCACAGGGACCGACGUCUCGCUGCCGCCACAGUGCUUCCGUCUUAGGCAUUACGCCGGUGCUGUUACCUAUUCUGUUGUUGGUUUUAUUGAUAAAAACAAUGAUCAUCUCUACCGUGACCUGUCUCAAGCCAUGUACAGCUGCGAUCAUCCCCUGAUGAAGGUUCUGUUUCCUGAAGGGAACCCAAAGCGCACGACGCUAAAGCGUCCAACAACGACUGCCACACAGUUCAAGAUUUCCAUUGGAGCACUUGUAAAAAAUUUGCAAGCGAAAACGCCAAACUACGUACGCUGCAUUAAGCCAAAUGAACUCAAGCAGCCGAUGAUCUUCGAGAUGGCACUGGUUCAGCAUCAAGUCCGGUACCUCGGACUGAUGGAGAACCUGAGGGUGCGUCGCGCGGGGUUCGUCUUCAGGCAGGACUACGUGGCAUUUCUGGAGCGUUACAAGUUGCUCAGCGUUCGCACCUGGCCCCAGUGGACGGGCCUGCCGGUUGAAGGAGUCACACUUCUGCUCCGAGACCUGCCAAUCCACCCUUCGGAGUACGUCUUCGGCAGGACCAAGAUAUUCAUCAAAAGCCACCGGACGGUCUGCGAACUGGAGGAAUUCCGGCGCGAGCGGUUGAACGAACUGGCCAUCCUGAUCCAGAAGACCUGGAGGGGAUUCGUCAUGAGGGAGAGGUUUCUGCGCAUGCGCGAAAGUCAAGUCAUCCUGUCUAGCAACUACAAGUGCUGGAAGGCUCGUCGUGAAUUCUUGCGUAAACGGCAAGCGGCGACCACCAUUGCUGCCUAUUAUAGAGGAUGGAAGGCAAGACAAGAGUUCGAGCGCCGGAAAAAUCUUGUGACGAGGGAGGAGUUCCACGGCGUCAGGCAGGCGAGGACGCGGGAGUGUGCGGCGCGCGUCCUGGGCAGAUCCUACCGCCUCUAUAAGCGCCGGCGAUACCUGCUGUGGCUGGCGCGCAACUUGCCGUCGGACUCGCCGGCGGACCGCUCGUGGCCUCCGGCGCCCCGGUUCUUGCAGCAUACCAGCCACCUGCUGAGGAAGUUGCACCACAAGUGGAGGUGUACACGGUACAAGCAGAAACUCGACCAAACUGCUCGAAACCGCAUGCGAGAAAAAAUGACUGCCAGCAUCAUCUUCAAAGACAACAAGGCCUCCUAUCCGAAAAGCGUGGCCCAUCCGUUCCGGGGUGACUAUGUACGGCUGCGCCAGAACGUGAAGUGGAAAAGGCUAUCGGACGAGACGGGAGACCAGUACAUCGUCUUCGCGGACAUCAUCAGCAAGAUCACGAGGUCUAGCGGCAAGUGCGUGCAGACUCUGUUCGUGGUGAGCACCAACGCGAUGCUGAUCAUGGACCAGCGGACGUUGCAGAUCAAGUACCGCAUUCCAGUGACCGACAUCUACAGGAUAUCGCUCAGUCCUUUUCUGGACGACAUCGCCGUCUUUCACAUACGCACGACUGAAGCGACAAGAAAGAAAGGGGAUUUCAUCUUCGAAACUGGCCACGUUAUCGAGAUUGUGACCAAGCUCUUUCUCGUCAUACAAAACGCCACUGGGAAAUCGCCAGAAGUCAACUUCUCGACAGAGUUCGAGGUGAACUUCGGCAAGGAGACCGGAGUGCUCGCUUUCCGGUGCACUUCGGUGGGCGAUCAUCACCACCCGGGGCAAAUCAGGAUCUACCGCAAGGGAAACCGGAUGGAAGUGUUGUUAUGAGGAUGACUUUCUUAGGGCACUUUUUUCCAAUUGCACUUCGAGACGGAGGAGGGGGAGAGUUGGCGUUCCCUCGGCGAGCAUCGGAGAGGGACGGCCGAGAGGCGGAGAACUCGUCAUGCACAGAAAGAACGCCGUUGUUCCACUCGUUUGCCUACGCCUUUGAGCAGAGGGAUGCCUUUCGUUUCGGGGCGGCAACACCGUUCCACUUGCGUGCGGCCGCGGAAGAAGAAGAAAACUACUGCCUUUCGAGAGCUGCCAACUAUUCUUACGGCUGCCACACAGUUGCUUCCUUUUAACGGGAGCCAAGGUGUAGCUAGGUGCGUCUUUGGCCGGCGGUGGUGGAACUUGGCUUCAGUUUUUCCGGGCACUCGAAAGAGUGCGUGGACGCGACACGCUUUUCUUCUACAGAAUAAGAGCAAAAGAGAGGAGGGACACAGCUAUGGUCGGAUGGUCGGUGCCUUCGGGGGUUCUUGUUACGAAUGCGCCGUUUAAGUAACCGUGAUGCAAUGAGGAAAGGUUGAACGCUCGACACCUGGGGUAUCGUAUAACCAGGCUUGCUAAAGUUGCUUGAAGUGGAAUCAGCAAAAUUGUCUUUGCCGCGCAUCAACUACGACGUUGUCAGGCUACGGCUUCCAUUUCGUUAGACAUUGCUCUCAGUGGCAGCACCAGCUGUGGCCUUCCACAUUAGUGGGCGGUGAUGUCGAAAACAUUUCUUGUGGCCGAAGUCGUCACACGUAACACUGAAGGCUUGGCUGUGGUGCUUUCACAGAAAUUCAACUAAUCACGAUUACUGAGAUAAGUUUCUUCUUGCACGCGCUUGAAGCAUUAAACUCUAGUAAGUCUCUUGAAGUAAGUCUCUCUUGAAGCAACUCUAGUAAGUCAGGUUGUAAAAUACGUCGGUGCUUAAGCCUAGCAGCCAUGCCAUUCCUGAGAUCCAUUACUUUUGUGUCUCUGGAAUACUCAUUGCAUUAGGGUGGCAUGGUUAUAUUGAAGAGCUGAAUCACUUGCAGACGGCGCCAAAGCGACACGAGUGGUCUCCAAAGGAACGCCGUUUCAAAGCAUUUAGCCGCCUUCGCAAGCCUUUCUUUUGAACUACGGAUACGUAUGAUUUGUUAAUUCACGUAUUUGUCACUAGGUGUUAUCCCUCGACGCGCUGUUUCUUCAUUAAAUAGGUCCACAAGGGUUUUCUGUCCUUGAACGGAGAACCUGGCUGCCGAUUAAUUUUCCCCGAUGUGUUUACCUCCGCGUAAGGUUUCCGACACCCGCACUUUGUUGUUAUUUUGCAGUGCAGUCGAUGCCAGUUGCUUCUAGCUGCCAACUUUCUCUAUGCAUCACAGCCAAUGCUUUCACGGCAGAUAACAUAAGUUGGGAAGGCGCUCAAUAGAAUAUGUUUUUCUUUUUUUUGCGCACGUGGACACAACUUAGAGCAAACAAGCAUUCAGGAGCGAAGAAGCGGCUGCAUGAGUUAAUGGUCUAUUGCAGUGGUUCUAAAACUUCUAGGCAUCGCGGACAGUUGGACAUGCUGGCAAGCGAUUCGGGGACCUGAAAUACGUGUCCCCCUCAUGCAUAAAUACGCACAAAAACGCGUGCCAUGUUAAGAUCAGUACUGAGAAAAUAUCCUCCCCUUGCAGAUAUCAGGUUAAUUUGUACCUAAAUUGUGCAGAAUGUAGCGUCACUAAGGUAGUCUGGUAUCUAUGGAUCGUUACUCAAAACUGCUGGCUUGUUUACGCUUAAAUUUCGUUCACAUUUGUCUCUUCGCAGUGCAUUUUUAGUACCAUGUUUUGAUUCACUACGGUCUUAAAAUAGAGCCAAUUGAAAAUACACACCCGGCCUCAUUGUCUGUGCCGAACAAAAAAAAAGCAAUUUCCUCAGCGAGAGGAACAGUGGCGCUGUUUGCCACUAGGAGGUGGUGUCACCGUUCCUUCCAAAUGAAAAAAAAAAUACAUUCUUUUCGGCACUUUUACUUUCAAUAUUUUGCUGAAGAACCAGGCAUUUAAGUGCAGCAUUCAAACAGCAUUAAACAGAAUGCACUCGCAUGAGAGCAAGAGGCAGACACAGAAAUUUCAUUUGUUAUGUUACCUUCGCACUGGGGUCAUUGUGAAAUAACUGUGGCGCAUUCUGGAAUUUAUGGCGCUCACUUGGAAUUACAUCUUUCCAAAUGGAAGCUCAUGAGAAUGAAGAGCGACGUGACAGACUAGCAUUUCUGCGUAUUUCUUUAUCUUUUUCCACACUAACUCCAAAUGCAAUGUGCCAACAGCCCCUGAAAAGAUUUUACCAUAGUAAGGGCGCUAACGUAAGGCUCAAUUUAAAAAACUUGAAGUCUCAAUUCCAGGUCAGUGUCAGGGCUGCUUUCCCACAUUGUCGAUUUUAUUCGUGUCCAUGUGCAAAAAAUUAUGCAGUUAGCUCAAUGAGGAUAUCUUCAAGAAAUCCUUUCUUUUUUUGCCAGAACAUAUUUAGGAUGUCUUCGAGGCGUAUCUUUUAUUUUUCAGAAUGGCACCCGAGGACUCGAUAAUUCUAUCCAGACACACUGGGGUUAGCGAAUCAGAGUUUGGGAAACAUUGCUCUAUUUUGCAAGAACGUUUAGGGUUCAGGCGUUGCCGCUUCAUUUUGACAGAAGAAGAGGAAAUUUCCGCAUACUGUGUAUCUGAGAAAAAAGGAAGUGUAGAAAGACGUACUAGAAAUGCAUCCAUUGCUCAAAAGGAGAAAAAAUACAAGUGCGUAGCGUAACAAAGCGUGUAUUUAACGAUUUUCACUUUAUCUGUAAAUACAGCAUUUCACUUUAGGUAGACCUUGUGCCAUUUAUCAACGUUCAUGAACGCUCGUCUUUAAGGAAGGAGCGUUUCUCCCUCAGACACAUCCUCGAUGCUCGCAACAACUCUGUUGCAAGCAUAUUUUUGUUAGGCGAUUGUCAUCACGAAAAGCGUAUUCUUCACUAAACCAUUGUAAAUACUUCACGCAAACAUGACAGUGAGAAUAACAAAUAAAAGUUGGAGACAUUAAGAGAGCCGGUCACUUGAAGCAGACAUUUGUCUCAUUAGAAAAAAAAAAAGUAUAUACUCGCAGGUAGUAGUUGACAAGCUUUGUGGCGCGUUCAAAUAUUUCGACUUAGACGUUUUAGGCUGCCAUGUUGACGCGUUGCAUCAUGUUAUUUUUUUAUUAUUUCGCUUACGUGUGAGUUAUAUGUUAUAACAGUAAGGCCACUGACCUUGCAUCUUCAGCCGACGAUGUUGUUACGAGCGCUGACCCGAAAACAAGAAAGGAAAAACAAUUCGCCUCUCUUGCGUGCAAUGUUCAAACUUAUUUUCCUACGUACUCGAUUAUGCGCUAGCGUGUUACUAAAAGCAGGGGCACGGAACGCUAACAGACGGUUGAUGCGCAAAAUUACCAGUGGCCUAUUAUUUCCAGGUCACAAAUAUACAGAGGUUUACAAUCACAUUACAAAAAACAAAAUUGAACAAAAAUGUAGGGGCACAAUGAGCUUCAGGGACGAUCUCCUGACGUUAGACACUCUUACAGGCUCAAUAAUUAUCAUGCGCAUUAACCGCAAUCUCGAUUACAAUUCGAGUUAGCUGGACAGAUGGCAUACUGACGCAAUUUUCUUUACCCGCGUUUGUAGACAGCGUUUUCUUAAUCUCUAUAACGUCUUUAUCAGUCCCACGUGCAAUCAGCUCAGUUUCACUGAAAAGUGCUGUGAAUUUGCAUCUCUUGCAAUGCGCCACAAUGUGUCCUGCUUCAUGUAAUUGGCCACAAGCAUAUUAAUGGCCACAUGCAAAGCAUGCUUACAGGAAUCCGUGAUGUAAUUCUAAAAGAAACCAAGCGUUCUCAAUAUAAAAAAAGAAAUAUAACUUCAGAAAAGCCGUCGUGAUACCGUAUUCACACGAUAUCUGGCGCCGAAUCAAAAAGAUCGCCGAAAGGCAUGGGGUCACAGUGUUGUUUACCGCGUCUCGCUAGCUUCAAGGCUUAUGCAGCGCCGCAAAUGAUAACAAGAACAAGAAUGAAUGUACAAUGCAGCACAAAGAAGCGUUUGUACAAAGUAUUGAGAAGGUUAUCUACAGAGUGUCCCUUACACGUAGUAGAGACUACAUCGGCCCACCCGGGCGCUGUAUUAAUAAGCGGCUACGCGAACAUAAAUAUGUUUGUGGCCAAUUACAGGGAGCAGGGCACCCUGUGGCGCAUUGGAAGAGAUACACGUGUGCAACAUAUUUCGGUAAAACUGAGUUAAUUGCACGUGGGUCUAAUAAAGACGUUAGAGAGAUUAAGGAAGCAGUGUCUAUAAUCGCGGGUAAAGUGCGUAAGUAUGCCGUCUGUCCAGCUAACUGGAGCUGAAAUCGAGUUUGCGGUUAAUGCUCAUGAUAACUGUUGAACCUAUAUGAUUGCCUAGCGUCAGCAGACAUGUCCACAAAGGUUAUUGUGCCUCUUACUUUUUUGUUCAAUAUUGUUUCUUGCAAUCUGAUUGAAACCACUCAUAUAAAUGUGACCUGACAAGAAUAAACCAGUUGUAAGUUUGCGCAUCAACUCUCUGUUAGUGUUUCAUGUCCGUGCUUUUAGUAACGUGCCGGCAAGUAAGCAAGUCUGAAGAGCCACCAACCAGAGCCUUUCAUAGCGCUAUUGUUUUCCUACUUCGCCAUUUACCUGGUCCUCAGCCCAUGACAAAUCCAUAUUGCUGAGCAGCAGUGGCGAGCGACGCGUAGCGGUUGCAAAGCUCAUUCAGAUUUGCUUCAGUUGUCAUGGGUCAUGAAAAGUGUGGCGGUUCGGGAAUAAUUGUCAAAAAACUUUGUUUGACAUGCAUCGCUUCUUAUUCGUGGCUUGAUCAUGAAUACGGACAAGCGAGUGCGCAUGUAAUGAAUGGCGCGAUUUUAAUCGGCAAUCUUACUUUAUGAAGCUUAAACUUUAAUGUUGUUUUUAAUGUUUCAUGCUUAUAAUAAACGGUAAUGCGUCGUUAAAGGAUUAUACUGCAGCUGAAAAGAAAGCUCGUAUUCAGUGCGACAGGGUUUAUACAUUUCUUGAUGCAAAUACAGUAUUGGCUGCACUUUUUGUAAACGCUUCAAUGAAACAUCACAUUUACAGUGGGGUACGUCGGGACCCAAAAAAUAUCUACGAGCAAUUUUACCCGCUUUAUUCUCCUUUCCUAAAUGCGGACUCUCUUGAACUAACACGUCUUUUUUCUCUUCGUUUUGUGAUGCAAGCUGCAACGCACAUCGAUGCUCGUUUUCCAGAUGAGUCAACAUCCAAUGGAUAGUGUGUGUUGACAAUCUUCCCUAACGCAGGUGUCGAAUGGUGCCAACUUUCACUGCCAGAUGCACUCUACGAUACGAAACUAGCUGCUUCUUUGACUAAAGUUUUACGUUCCAAGCUACGUUUUAUCAGACUGUAAAACACUUAACGUGUACUGGAACACGGUAUACUUCGCGUGCCUUAGUUCUAUGACACCUUUGCGUCACUACGACAAUUUAUUAUAUCAGGACUUGAGGAUGUUAGUCCUUAAGAAGAAGACACUGAUGGGUUAGGUGAGCGGCGUUACAGGUGUUUGCGAUACCUGCUUCACAGAUCCGCUCGAGAGGUCGCAGAAAAUCAAAACCAUAGAAGUUGUUGCGUCAGAGGCGCAUAAUAAGUCUGUAAUUAUAACUCGGUUUAUUAGGUGCGCUUGAUUCGUUACUGAUGCGGAGAUUUCAUGGUUACAAGUGCGAUGUAGUCCUUGUUUGUCGUAGGAGCUCUAGUUGAAUACACCAGGCGCCUUUUAAAAAUAAUUAUUUCGUGACUUUGGCUAGAAUGCAGGCAGUCUUCUAGUUGUUGUUCUUCUUGUGGGCAGUUGUUGGAGGUUAGAUAUUACGAUAGUGAUUUGUACAGCGAAAUAGCCUCUGAGAAACCUCUAUAAAUAUUUAUAUAUAAACGCACCUCUCACUUCGUCUCAAGUUUUAGGCCUGUGUAUAUGAAUGAAUGCAUUUGUCGCCCAGUAAAGGCACUGGAAUGCACGCCGUCAUGUUUUCGUUUUGUUUGUUUUUGCAGUUUAGGUGUUCUCUCCAAAUUGAAAAAAAAACGCAGUGUAUGCAUCCCAAACUUCGUUCGAGUGAAUUAGUCUUUCAAGCUGUAUAGUGAAAGUAGACUCCUUGAGUAUUCGCGAAAACAGCCUUACAUUAAGGCUGUCUAGUUACGUGUUCUCACAUUCGUUUCUAUGUGGCUGUUUCUCGUUUUGAUCACAGCGGUCACCGUAUGUUGUUAUGUUGUUGAAAUCGCACUGUGCCGGUUGCAUACGAUACGCUGAGUACUUUGUGUCGCAAAUGACCACUUUUGUUUUCCAGUGCUAACACUGAUUGUCGGCAGCCUCGGUGUGUUUGCUUUGUAUGAUUGAGAGUGCGUUUAGAACAUAAAAAAAAGAGUGACUUUAUCUGCUUUCAUGUCUUACAUAGGUUUCGGUUAGAGGAAACGAGCCGCACAGACGUGGCACCGAUGCCGUCUGUUUAGUGCGCUGAAUAAACCUGUGUGCUACAAUAAGAUGUGCACAUACACUACAGUUAGCGCCAUGGCGCAAGGUAUUCUGUACAGGUCUAGUUGACAUACUACAGACAAUGCUGCCUGCGUUCGCUGCACUAUAAAAAGUAAUAAGAAGGAAGAAGAAAAAGAAAAGAAAACAACUCAUCACGAUAUAUGGCACUGAACGUUUAUAUAUGCUGAACUGUUUUUCAUACUGAUUUUUAUAAUAAAACAAUACGAAACGUUGA
This is a messenger RNA of Dermacentor albipictus, 11527 nucleotides long. RefSeq names its product unconventional myosin-Ia-like. The record is from RefSeq and is a predicted model, not a curated record. Gene Ontology annotation, molecular function: microfilament motor activity; actin filament binding; ATP binding. Gene Ontology annotation, cellular component: vesicle; myosin complex; microvillus. NCBI's taxonomy places the organism in Eukaryota, Metazoa, Arthropoda, Arachnida, Ixodida, Ixodidae. Gene Ontology annotation, biological process: vesicle transport along actin filament; actin filament organization.